CCCAGGGCGGCGGUGGCAGCGUGUGGCGGUUCUGAUCCGCUUCCAGGGGCUGCCAGCAGCUGGCAGGACUGAGCCUUUAAGCCAAGCCUGAACGAGGAGAGACAUUUUAACAUAUCAUUUGGGGGCACUAGCAGAGAUGAGAACAGCUCAAAGCACGUGUCUGCUUCAGUUUCAGAGCGAAUGGCCCCGCUGUGGCCUCUGCCCGCUGCCAGCAGCCCGGCUGGCACAGCCAGCACCAUCCCCCGCAGAGAUCGAGCUGGUGCUUCCAGGCCUGGAGGGCACCUGUAGGGACGGCAGAGCUGCCUCUUGUGAGGCUUCUCCUUCAUCCUGUGGCACGGGUGUGACCAGCCACGCCUGGGCUGUGCUCCGGGACGGGACACACAGGUCUGUGCCCUAAGGUGACGUGGCUCCCGGCGGCCCUGGAGCGCGGCUGCCCCGAAAGGGUUACGAGGCGGGCUCCGCCCUUCCUGUACAUCGGUGUCCUCCUGCGUGACCUUCCCGGCAGCCCUUGCUGGCUCUGCCUCAACCAAACAAAGAGGACCAGAGGUUUUCAAACAGCUGCUUCCCUGAAAGUUGGCUGCGGUAGAGCUGGGCUGCGCUGGCACCUGGCUGGUCCCGGCCACCGGAGAACGCGGCAGUGAGUUGGUGCCAUCGCCUGAGAGGACCCCGGCUGCCGUCGGGAGUCCCUCUGAUGCAGAGUGAAGGAGGAUUCUUCUUGGUUUUGCAGCAGCUAUUCAGAACACUACAGGAAAGCAACAAAACUAAACAAGAUGGAUGAGUGUCUCUCCCCAGCUGCUUGCAGCUGCUCCAGCUUCCCAGGCUGUGCUGGGGGUCUGAGAAGGAGGUCUGGAAAUCAGACACAAAAGAAAGUAAGACAAGCAAGACAAUUGACAAGACAAGAGAACCUUGUCGAGCUGUUUCUAAUCACAAGGCCCAGACCUGACAGAUUGGCUUGUGUCUCCUUACAAGGACCAUGAGGAUCAAUCUCCUUUUGGCAACACUGAAUCCAUUGUAAAUGAGGUACAGGACGGUGUCAUCUCCAGACCCAAGGGCAGGCUCUGCAGCACCAGCAAUUCCCACAUGGAGUUUCUACAGUUCUGCUUGCUGUGACCUUCUGGGCCACCAGGGAAACACAAUGGAGUCCUGCCAGCUUUGUACGAUGAACCGUCACUUGCCAGGACUCUCUCCAGGCUUCCUGAGACACUGAGUUGCUGCUUGAGGUCCUGACUGCUUCUGAUUCCUCACUGUGCUGCUGGCAGGGUGGGAUUGAUGUCCAGUUUGGGACACUGGGCAGAGCCAAGCCCAUCACCAUCCUCUGUGCCCUUGGCAGACUAGGGGACCAAGCUGGAACCCUCUCUCUAAAGGGGUUCCAAGUGAGCAAGGGACAAGCUUGGGGCUGUCCAUAUUCACUCUGGUGGGAAGAGCCAUCUCCUCACCCUCUCCACUGCUGGGGAUGGCACCACAUGGAUGCAGAGCAAGGGUCAGCAGCCUGGCAGCAAGGCACUAGCUGAGCCUGAGCACCAUCACAGGGCACAAGAAUUGCCUGGGGGGGUGCCAGCAUCCCCACCACGGACGCACCCCAGGGAUGUAGGUGCCGGGCACGGGAGGAGUCCCGGCAGGAUGGGCCGGCUGGAUGACCGUGCCAAGAGGAGAAUCGUGGAGCUGCGCAGGGCUGGGCUGAGCUUCCGCAAGAUCAAGAAGGUGCUGGAGCUGGAUGACAUCCGGGUGACGCCACAGGCCGUGUACCUCUUCCUCAAGAGGAAGAGUGUGGAGCCGGGGUCAGCGGCAGCUGGCUGGGAUGGGGACCAGCCCUGGCCCCCACUGCAGGGGCAUAAGGCUGAGCUCCCCAGGCUGCUGGGCACCCGGCACCCUGCACUGCCCACCGGGGAUCCUGUGGGCAGCCAGGACACCAAGGAAGGCAUCCAGAUUGUCAGUGUGGCCUCACUCUGCAAGGACGGUGGGCAGCUUGGGGACACUUUGGCUAUGGGGCUGGCCCCUGGGAAUGGUGAUGACAGCUCCACAGGCUCAGCCCUGGCUCCAGGGACUGCUCUGACAGGCCUUGCCCCCCUGCCUCAGCCACUGCCCAGCCGAGGACAGCUGGUCACACCCCCCACCCAGAACUCAGCUCUGAUGGUGAAAAAGAAGACAGUAGACAGGGCUAUCCUCCUGCAGAAAAAGGUCAAAGAUGCCAGCACUCAGACUGCCUUGCCAAACUCUGUGGGUCUGGGAAAUCACAGCCUUGCUUGCAGCGAACCAGUGCCCCCCACUGCUCCCAGCUGCCCUGCCAUUGUCAAGAAGCUGGAUGCUGUACAGAUGGAGGUGCAGAAGCUGAGCCAGGCCCUGCAUGCGGUGCUGGAGCGGCAGUGCCACCUGGAGCGCCAGCAGGAGCACCAGCAGCGGCUGCAGCAGGAGGUGCUGAUGACACUGCAGCAGCUCAGCUCCACUGUGAGCCACAGCACUGUGCCUGCCACCCAGCCCUGUGGCCCCUUCAGCAGCAUGGCUGAGCCCUCGCCCAGCAUGCCAAACUUCAGCCAGUUCAAGAUGGAGCUGAUCUGAGCUCCCACAAGGCCUGGGUGUGCCAGCAGUACUGUGCUAAUGGAGCCAGGAGGAAGAACCAUCUCUCAGAGGCUGCCCAAGGAUUACAUGCAGCACCCAGCAGAUAAGGUCCCUGGUGCCUCAUCUUCCCAGCCCUGCUGACUGGAUGGGGCUGCCUGGCAUAAGAGGCUGGACAGUGGAAGGCUGAGGCCUUGCUCCUCCUGUGCUGCUGAUCGUGGCUGGCACUGGAGCUGGCUGGGGCUUAUGGACCUCAGGAGAACGCCUGCAAGGAGAAGAUGCAGCUAACGUGGACACAGCAGGGAGGUGGGACUCCAGGAAUACAGGAUGCUUCCUUCUCAAGGGUCAAUGCCAUGAUGAUCAAUCCUGCCCUUCCCUCCACAGAAGCUUGUUCAGUAAAAAUCUGUCUACACCACGGUUCAGAACCAGUGUGGGAUCAGUAUCUGUGUAUUCCCUACCCCUCACCCAGCCAGUGAGCAGGCUGGAACUGUCUGGGUCACUAUCACCAUGUGUGGAACCGCACAGGGUGCAGAAACCCGUGAGGUGAGACCACACACAAUGUUGCUGGAGCCUGGUAUUAGCUGCUGCACCAUUAGGGAUAGAUCAGACUUGUAGGAAACAAUCUUUUACUGAGCAGAUUCCACCCUCCUCACCCCACAGAUCUAGAGUCUGGUACUGCUGCUGCCCACUGUCUGGUGAGAUAUGGGCAGGACCGUACCAGUAAGAGUUGCAUCUGGGCAGGAGCUGAUUAACUGGAUGUUAAGCUCUCCUCUAAUUUCCUGGGCAGGAUACCCUCCUGGUUGUGAUCCCCAGUUGCAAGGGCUCUCCCUAGAGCAGGCUCCUGGUGGUGCAGUGCUGCUCUAGAAGACCAGGUCAUGAUGCUGAGAACCCCCUUCCCUGCACCAGAAGGGCAUGGAGGAGGCUGAUGGGCCCUCGCUGAGCAGUGGAGUCCAGAAGGACCAGAGACUGGCCUUGCCUGCCAGCAGUAAAGGUCUGAUGGGUGUGGCCUUGGCACAGCACCCAGUAGCGAAUCCCGAGAGGAGGCAGAGAACGUGUCCUUCCUCCACAUCAGCCAAGCAGGCUUCUGUCUGCGCGGGCACCACGCUUGGCACAGCCUGUGCCUAUGAGAAGUGCCCAGCCUGUUUCUGAGGUCUCUUUGAGUCAAAGGUCAAAAUUAAGAAGGGUAAAAACCAACUGAAGUGUUUGUACACAGACACACACGUGGAGCUGUACGCACGUGCACAGAUGUAGAUGCAUGUGGCAGGUCUGUGCAGCAGCCCCAGUGCCUGGGGGAGCUGGACACCUGCUCUGCUGCCCCGAGACACAUUGCUGGCCCCAGGGCUGUCAGAUCCAGCUGUGCCCAAGGGAACUAGAAGUCUGCUGCCAUCUGCCUGCGGUCACUCAUUUGGAUGUUGGUGUAAUUUUCGGGAUGUCUGAAAAGCAACAGAUGAAAAAAACCACACAAUCAGUUGCUCUGCUCUUUUGCCCAAGGCAGCUAAUCUGCACCUCAGGUUCGAAAAGAAGAGGCUGGAUGAUCAGCACUCAGCAGGCACAGUUCCCUAAUGUCUCUGUUAACGUUUUGGAGAAAAAGAACAACUGCUAUUCCCUGGCACAUGUAGUUAAAACCACGCUGGUUUCUGAAAGAGCUUCCCUAAAUCUGACUUGGGCUACUUCUUAAAUUAUUUAAAAAAAAAAAAAAAAAUAUAUAUAUAUACAUAUACACACGCUGGGUUUUCUAUUCCCCAAAUGUAUUCUAAGAACCUUCCUCAUUUCUAACUCUUGCACAUCAGCCAUUUAUCCAGUGCUAAAAAAAACCCAGCAAAAAUUAAUAACAACAAAUCACUUGGGCUGGUUAAAUAACCUAUCCACCAUAAAAUUUACUUCAGACAGAUCUACAGCCUAAGUGUUCAGCUGCUGUUUGCCUCCUGACCACAUUAGGGAACACCUAUUUAAUGUGCUGUCAUGUUAUAACACGGAAGGUGUUUCCCACCAAGGUAAUCCUAAGGUGUCUGUCAUUUCCAUCCUGCUCCAAGGAAGAGCUCUUCCCCUGUGGCCACAGCAUCAUCUGUUGUGUGCCACAUGCCUUCAGGUUUCUGCUCUCCCACCACAGCAUGUUGUCAGUACCACUGAUGGCCCUUACACUGCACCUGCUGCCAUUCCCAGCAUCAUCCAGGAUUUACUGGUGUUAUCUCAGCCUCCUGCAGAACCUGCAGUCUGCUCUGUCAGAAACAGAGGCUUUGUGAAAAGGAAGGGACUUCACUGCAGGAAUGAGGAGCAGCAUGUUCAACAGUCUGAGGGCAAUGUAGGUGUUUAGCUGAGUAAAGGAGCAGGUCUCUGUGCAGCAGUUAUACAGAGGAGGCCCUGGGGAAGGAGAGGGUGGGGGAUACACAGCAGAUACAACGGUGGUUUCUCACCUUUUGAUGAAAUAAAAAGCCAGGCCAACAAACAAUAACAGGAGCAGGAGAGAUCCCAUAACAAACAGGGAAAUUUCCCGGCCCUGAAAGGAAGCUGAGGGAACAAAGGCAGAGAACAAGCAUUACAGCCAUGACCUUUCCCAGCAUGGGGGAGCCCUAGGAGGUCAUGCAAUCAGUCAGAGAAUGUGUUGGAUUGGGCCCGGUUGGGUUGGGUUGAAUUGAAAGGAACCUUUAAAGGCUACCUAGUCCAAUCCCCUGCCAUGGACAGGAACAUCUUCCACUAUCCUAGGUUGCUCCAAGCCCUACCCAACCUGGUCUGGAACACUUUCAGGGAUGGGGCACCUACAGUUUCUCUGGGCAACAAUAGGUUGGGCUGUCUCAGCUUCCCACUCUUUUUCCCCUGCUACAGCCCUUGUGACAUCCCACCUCUGGACAGUUCCAGCCUGGGUGCCAGUAGCUGCUCCCAGCAAUUGAGCCUCGGUGUGAGCAACAGGUCCAAAAGCAAGGGCCUCCCCACUGAAGCCCAGUGGCUUGCCCACAUGUGCCCUCUCCUGUGGAGAUGUCACCUGACCCUGGUCCCAGCCCUGCUCACUGUGCUAGAAGCAGAGUCCCUUCUACUUACCAGAACUGACUGAAAUUGUUCAACUGGUCAAAAAGGCAUUUGGGUUAGGGAGUGUCCUGGUUUGAAAAAGAAGUGAAUUUUUUGGGAUGCUGUGGUCAAACCAAUAGGCGCUCAGAUUUGAAUAUUGGCACCUGGUGUGGCCACUGAGGACAUGGAUACGCCCCUGAGAACACAGGGGUUUAAAAGCAGAGAACUCCCUGGAGAAAGCUCUCUUGGUUCCGGUGGGUGAAAGAGGUCAGAGCUGCCCUGCCCAGCUGCGGGCUGGGUGGGGCAGGGGAAGCCAUGCAGCCGGGUGAAGUAGGCCGGAGCUUUGGACAGAGAAGGGAGGUGAAGGCCCCUGCAGGAUGGAAGGGAGGAGGAGUACUGAGAGACAUUGGGCAGCCACCCUCCCCCCCACCAGGAGAGAGAGAGAGGGAGAGCUGGUGUCUGUGCCUGUGCCACCAAAUUUGAUAGCACGGCCAGUCAAGAAGGAGAAGGGAGAAGGGGGGGGGGGGGGGGGGGGGGUGGUGCGGCAAGAAGGUGCCCGGCAGGACAGCGUGGGAGCUCUGGACAGGAAGAGCCUGACAUUUUUAACCCUUUCCUCGGAUGAUGGAAACCUUACAAAUGCUGAUCCUCUUAGAGCUGAAUGAGGAGAUAGAGAUAAGAGGAAGUGAGCCACGAGAGAAGUUGAGAAGAAUCUUGGGUGGGCGGAGGUGAUGGAGUGGCCUUUGGCUGGACUUUUCUUGUAUAGCCAUGGACAGAACCAUUUUUCCUGGGACACAGAGACUGCAUCUAGGGGGAGGCAAUGGCUAGGAGCCAAGAGAGUGCAGUGAUGUUAUGUGAAGGAGUGUGUGAACAGAGGUGACUGGUGAGGAGGGUGGUUGGUGCCCUCGAUCUUCAGUGGAAGAGAAGAUCUCUGUUCUUGAGACCCCUCGGCCCCAGGGGGUGAAAUUUGGGGGGAACAGGUGUCCCGAAAGUGAGAGACUGUUCUCUUUUUGGAACUGGGCAAAGCAUCCUUAAAAAGGGAAACCCUAGAAGCAGCCCUGGUCCAUGUGCAGUGGUGAGAGCACCGGACAUGGAAGGAAGAUGUCAUGAUGGCAAAUGAUCUCCAGGCCACGUGUGACAUGGAAACACAAGAAGUUUCAACUGUGUUUCCAGGGGAAGCCUAUGGUACAAGAAGGACUCCUCUCUCCUUGAUGAACUGAGAAUUGAUUAUCUGAAGGGUGGAGAUGGACUGAGAGUUGCUGAUCUGAGGGAUGGAUGUAUUGGAAAUUUGGUGGGGGAGAGGAAGAAUGUUUUUGGAGUUCUGUGUGUGUUUCCUUCUAUAUAUAGUUGCAGGUUAAUAAAGUUUUUCUUCUUCAUUCCUAAA
Messenger RNA from Agelaius phoeniceus (red-winged blackbird), 6937 nucleotides. RefSeq lists its product as uncharacterized. The record is from RefSeq and is a predicted model, not a curated record. Lineage: Eukaryota; Metazoa; Chordata; Aves; Passeriformes; Icteridae.